AUGCACCUGGUGGAGGAGAAGCCCAGCGAGGACCUGACCCCCCAGAUCCGAUGCAGCGACAACUGCGACCCCGACAAGCUGGGCUCUGACCAGAGCUGCCUGCGCCGGAUCCACGAGGCCCUGCGGCAUUACCGCGCCCUGCUGGACUCCAACGUCUUUGCCGAGCUGAGGGGCCCGGCUGACAGCCCCAUGGCCGCGCUGCAGGGUGCCCUGGCCCAGCUGACCAGCCUCGUCCAGAACGGCAGCUUCGCCGAGGGGCCGGGAACCCCACCGCCGCAGAGCCAGCCCUGGGAACGGCCCCUAAUCCAGCACCGGAUCCUCCGCCAGCUCUGCUCCUUCUCGGCCGUGAUGGCGCGGGUCUUUGCCCACAGCGCGGCCACCCACUAAGCUGAGG
Chelonia mydas (Green sea turtle) is the source of this 394-nucleotide messenger RNA. RefSeq names its product interleukin 23 subunit alpha (gene IL23A). Bases 1 to 387 code for a protein of 128 amino acids. NCBI's taxonomy places the organism in Eukaryota, Metazoa, Chordata, Testudines, Cheloniidae. The record is from RefSeq and is a predicted model, not a curated record. Gene Ontology annotation, biological process: immune response; positive regulation of T cell proliferation; positive regulation of T-helper 17 cell lineage commitment. Gene Ontology annotation, cellular component: extracellular region; interleukin-23 complex. Gene Ontology annotation, molecular function: cytokine activity. The transcript is spliced from 3 exons.